Messenger RNA from Colletotrichum destructivum, 3439 nucleotides. Its product is annotated as Putative semialdehyde dehydrogenase, NAD-binding, aspartate/glutamate/uridylate kinase. NCBI's taxonomy places the organism in Eukaryota, Fungi, Ascomycota, Sordariomycetes, Glomerellales, Glomerellaceae. The record is from RefSeq and is a predicted model, not a curated record. The transcript is spliced from 3 exons. Gene Ontology annotation, molecular function: acetylglutamate kinase activity; NADP+ binding; N-acetyl-gamma-glutamyl-phosphate reductase (NADP+) activity. Gene Ontology annotation, cellular component: cytoplasm; mitochondrion; mitochondrial matrix. Gene Ontology annotation, biological process: L-arginine biosynthetic process. The coding region runs from base 423 to 3098 and encodes 891 amino acids.
GCAUCAUACCGGUUGUCCCACGCCCUCUCGCCCACGCCCAGUACCUUCGCAGGCCUCAAAAAAGUAAAAAGCCUCGCCGUGUCCGCCUGCUGCUCUGAAUCCCGUCCUGGUACUGUCCCCUCCCCCUUCUCCUCCUUCCUUCCCUCUCUCUCUGCUCCCUUCUCUCGACCCUGUUGCGAACAAUUGGUUCAGUACUCGUCUCGUCCGUCCCCCUCGCCAUCGUUCUGUUCUCCUCCCCCUCCUCCGUCGUCGGUCAAUUCUGAGUCAAUUGUUCCCUCCGUUGAUCGGCACCAAUUGGUCCUUUUGUGGAGUGUGAAAAGAGUUGAGAGCGAGGAGUCAAGAGUGACAACGUAUACCUUACCGGGUGUUUUUGCAUAGUCGCCUAUUCUCGAGAACACAAAUCCGAGCUCGAUCGAGUCACGAUGUUCUCCGCCGCCGUUAUCCGGGCCGGCGCCCGCCGAGCCGUCCCCCGCGUCGUUCGCCGCCAGAACGUCGCCGCCGUCCGCAACCCCUUCCAGCGCCUCAAUGCCAUCCGCGCCCUCUCGAGCACGAGCUCCCAGUCCGAACUGGCCAACCGCGACCGUACCCGAGCCAUCAUCAUCCGCACCCUGAGCCAGAUCGGCAGCCGCCGCGAGGGCCAGCAAUACCUCUCAUACUUCACCUCCGUCUCCUCCCAAAAGUUCGCCGUUAUCAAGGUCGGCGGUGCCAUCCUCACCGACUACCUCGACGACCUUUGCGAGAACAUCGCCUUCCUCUACGAGGUCGGCCUGUACCCCGUCAUCGUCCAUGGCGCCGGUCCUCAGCUGAACCGCCUGCUUCAAGAGGCCGGCGUCGAGCCCCAGUUCGAGGAGGGUAUCCGCGUGACUGAUGGCAAGACCCUGACCGUCGCCCGCAAGCUGUUCCUCCAGGAGAACAUGAAGCUCGUCGAGAAGCUUGAGGGCCUUGGCGUCCGCACUCGUCCUCUGACCACCGUCCUGACCGCCGACUACCUUGACAAGGAGAAGUGGAACUUGGUCGGCAAGAUCACCAGUGUUGACAAGGGGCCCGUCGAGCUGGCCAUUUCCCAGGGCUAUGUUCCCAUCCUUACCUCCAUGGCCGAGACCACCGAGGGCCAGAUCCUCAACGUCAACGCCGACGUCGCCGCCGCGGAGCUUGCUCGUGCGCUCGAGCCCCUGAAGAUCGUCUACCUCUCCGAGAAGGGCGGUCUCUUUAACGGCGAGACCGGUGACAAGAUCUCCCACAUCAACCUUGACGAGGAGUACGACCACCUCAUGUCGCAGUCUUGGUGCCGCUACGGCACCCGUCUCAAGAUCAAGGAGAUCAAGGAGCUUCUGGAGACUCUGCCGCGUACCUCGAGUGUCGCCAUCAUUCACCCCAGCGACUUGCAGAAGGAACUCUUCACUGAUUCCGGCGCCGGUACCCUGAUCCGCCGUGGAGACAAGAUCGCCUUCGCCGACAACAUCGCGUCUUUCCCCGACCUCGCUAAGCUGAAGCAGACUCUCAUCCGCGACCGCGAGGGCAUGGACGCCGAGGCCACCGUCGACCGCUAUAUCGAGUUCCUCAAGGGAACCCCCUUCAAGGCCUACUACGACGAGCCCCUGAACUGCGUCGCCAUCGUCCUGCCCCCCAACGAAGAGCGAUCCCACCCGACUCUCGCCACCCUGACCGUCACCAAGGAGGGUUGGUUGAGCAACGUCACGGAGAACGUCUUCCACGCCAUCAAGAAGGACCACCCUAAGCUCGUCUGGACCGUCAGCGAGGAGGACGAGAACCUCACCUGGUUCUUCGACAAGGCCGACGGCAGCUUCUCUAGCAAGGGCAACCAGCUUUUCUGGUAUGGCAUCAACAACCUCCAGGAGCUCGGCGUCUUGACCGACGAGUUCAACGCCCACGGCCGCGCCAUGCUUGGCGACUCCAACCUCGAGGCCCGCCUGCGCCGCGCCGCCCAGACCUCGAACCGCAACCUCAACCAGUCCACCACCCCUGCCCAGGCCCGCGGUUUCUCGACCAUGGCCCGCCGCCCGACGUGGGCCCCCGCCGCCGCCAGCUUGUCCGGCAAGCGUACGUUCGCCACGUACACCACCACCAACCCCAACCCUCCCCUGGGCAAGAAGAACGCCUCCAACGACGUCCCUUCGCGCGUCGCCCUGAUCGGUGCCCGUGGCUACACCGGCCAGGCCCUCAUCGAGAUGCUCAACGCCCACCCCAACAUGGACCUCCGCCACGUCUCAUCUCGUGAGCUUGCCGGCCAGAAGCUCGAGGGCUACACCAAGCGCGAUGUUACCUACGAGAACCUGAGCCCUGAUCAGGUCACCGAGCUCGAGAAGAAUGGCGCCAUCGACUGCUGGGUCAUGGCCCUCCCCAACGGUGUCUGCAAGCCCUACAUCGAGGCCAUCAACGAGGCCCGCAAGGGCAGCGCUGACCACCGCAGCGUCAUCGUCGACCUGUCGGCCGACUACCGCUUCGACAACACCUGGACGUACGGUCUUCCCGAGCUGACGGGCCGUUCCGAGAUCUACAAGGCCGACAAGAUUUCCAACCCCGGCUGCUACGCGACCGCUGCGCAGCUCGGCAUUGCGCCCUUGGUCGAGCACCUCGGCGGCUCUCCCUCCGUCUUCGGCAUCUCCGGCUACUCGGGCGCCGGCACCAAGCCCUCGCCCAAGAACGACGUCAACCUGCUCAAGGACAACCUGAUGCCCUACAGCUUGACGGACCACAUCCACGAGCGCGAGAUCAGCGCCAAGCUCGGCGCCGACGUCGCCUUCUCGCCGCACGUCGCCUCGUGGUUCCGCGGCAUCCAGGCCACCAUCCACAUCCCCCUUAACAAGACCAUCACCUCGCGCGACAUCCGCCAGAUCUACCAGGACCGCUACGCCGGCGAGAAGCUCGUCAAGGUCGUCGGCGAGCCCCCGCUUGUCAAGAACAUCAUGAACAAGCACGGUGUUGAAAUUGGCGGCUUCGCGGUCCACAGCAGCGGCAGGCGCGUUGUUGUUUGCGCCACCAUUGACAACCUGCUCAAGGGUGCGGCGACUCAGUGUCUUCAGAACAUGAACCUCGCCCUCGGCUACGCUGAAUACGAGGGCAUUCCUACCAUGUAGAAAGGGACAGGGGCGACCAAUACUUUCAGGACGAAUUAGAUUCACAAGGGCUCGGCGCGGACACUCAAUCUUAUGGAGUCAAAACCGGUUCAAAAAGCAUUUCCCCCGUUUGUUCACUUUCCUUUCGUCAUCGGUAGUUCUCUGCUUUUUUUUCUUUUUUUGUGAUUUCCCACUACUGUCGCCCAUAUGUUCCUUGUGCAACCACAACGGAUCCUCUUUUUUUUCAUGUUUUUUUUUUUGGUUUGAUGUUCCCAGUCCCUUCGGAUGGCCACUAUGGCGGUUCAUCGGGGACGCGUUUCUCCGCUGGGAAGACGUGGGGUUUGUGUAUGCUUGUAUAUACC